Gaeumannomyces tritici R3-111a-1 is the source of this 3042-nucleotide messenger RNA. Its product is annotated as seed imbibition protein. The record is from RefSeq and is a predicted model, not a curated record. The transcript has 6 exons. The coding region runs from base 267 to 2819 and encodes 850 amino acids. Lineage: Eukaryota; Fungi; Ascomycota; Sordariomycetes; Magnaporthales; Magnaporthaceae.
UUUUUUUUUCUCGCUCUAUCGUUCUUGGUCGUUGGGCAGGGUGCCCGAGGGUCGGAAAUUCAAUAAACUGCCCAUUCACCGAUCGCGGCUUCGUUCCUGCCCUUGAAGAGACCCGAUUCUGAGCUCAGCGCUGUUGUGCCUGCCACUUCCCGCUUCGGGUGUUUAAAACCGCGGGGCAGGCGAUGUGGCUAUAGGGACACGCCGCUAGACGGGACGCCCUGACACACACGACGUUCCGCGGUAUAUACCAACUCCCCAAGGUGACAAUGAGGCCGCGACUGGUAUGCGAUCCACCACUGGGCUUUGUGACGCCCAUACAAGGCAGCCAGGCUUGCUUCACCUUCGCCAUCUCGCUGUGCUAUGGGCCAGGGGCUCACGGCAACGUCGACCGCGUUUCGGAAGUUGUUGUCUGGCACGAUAAUACUGAAGACGGCACCUGGGCGGAGCUGGCAUUGAUGCACCGCUUAGGCUGCCUCCCCCAAGGGAGUGAUGGCAGAAGCGUAUACUUCAGCGGCUCCCUUGCAAGGGCUUCGGGCCAUGUCUCGAGCUUCCGGUUCACCGUCAAGUUCCGACUCGAAUCCGAUACCCAAUGGCAAUGGGCCAAGGAAAUAUCAAGACUGGGCGAUGGGGAGGUCAUAUUUGUUCCCCAACAGCUGCCGAACGAUAGCCUUAUUUGCUACCUCACGAGCCCAGACCAUGAUAUUCACAUCGAGCCCGGGCUUGAAAAGUCCGAGGCUUGCCUCAGCUGGGAGCUGUCCAUAUCCGUUGCUGCUGCCCAAGGACGACGGUCCGGAUAUUCCACUGUCACUCUGGGCACGCCAGUCCGUGCCUUGCGAUGGUUUGCCAUCGUGAGGCAUAAUGAGGCAUGGUUCGGUCCUCGCCAGGGCCGCGGUCGAGUUUCCCUUGACAAGGAUGGGAUUUUAGUAUCUAUUCUCAGAGAUGAUGGCAUACAUCUCGUGAUGCUGGCCUUGAGUUUCGGGGACGUCCUCACAACACUCAGCUCUGAUAACAACGGGAAUAUCCUAGCUCGAUGCCGCAAUGACAGGCCAUCCACAGGCACAGGGCGUGUCUUUGUCGCCACAGCGACGCAAGCCGACGUCGCGAUCGCUACCGUGUUCGGGGCAGCCAGGAACCUUGUCCGUUCAUAUGCUCGGAAAGAAAGUAUAGGUUGCCACACUGAGCCUGCUGCACAGGCCAAGCAUCAGCUGGAGGACUGGCACGAUGGACUCGCCUACUGUACCUGGAACGGACUGGGACAGAACUUGACACCCGCCAAGAUAAUAGAUGCUCUUGACAGGCUGGGCUCAAGUGGGAUUCACGCUACAAAUCUGAUUAUCGACGACAACUGGCAGUCUCUGGACUUUGCUAGCGAAUCCAAUUUCCAGCACCGCUGGACCGCCUUCGAAGCCAACAAGGAGAAUUUCCCAGGCGGCCUCAAAGCUCUAACCUCGGUGAUACGCCGCCGCUUCCCCUUCAUCCGAAACAUCGCGGUCUGGCAUGGGGUCUUUGGGUAUUGGGGUGGCGUAGCCCCCACUGGUGACAUUGCCCAGACGUACACCUUGCGAACAGUAAAGCGGCGCGAGGGCAUAUGGCUUGGCGGAGGGGACAUGACCACGGUGGACGGACCCGAUGCCCACUCGCUGUUUGAUGAUUUCUACCGCUUUCUUGUGGAGUCUGGGGUGAACGCCGUCAAGACUGACACGCAAAGCUUUCUGGACUACCCCGAGCAUGCGGACGACCGGUCGGCGCUCACAGCAUCUUAUCAGAAAGCAUGGCGUUCUGCCCUUGUCAAGCACUUUGACGGGAAAGCCAUUGCAUGCAUGGCCCAGAUCCCCCAGAGUAUUCCCGAGUUUCUGAGGGACGACUGGCCUGUAUUAAUGAUGCGGAACUCGGACGACUUCUUUCCCGACGAUGCAGGCUCCCACACUUGGCAUGUCUUCUGCAACGCACAUAUUGCUCUCCUUAGCCAGCAUCUACGCAUCUUUCCGGAUUGGGACAUGUUCCAAACAGUGCACCACUUUUCGCGAUUCCAUGCCGCCGCACGUUGCCUAUCUGGCGGCCCAAUAUAUAUCACUGACAACCCUGGCCAGCACGACGGCAACCUUAUCGAAGAGAUGACAGCAAAGACCCCUGAUGGCCGGCUGCUGAUUCUACGACCAGAGGUAGUUGGGAGAACGGCAGAAAUGUACCUCGAGCAUACGGACGGUCGGCUUCUAAGGAUACAGGCGCGGCACGGUCAAGCCUCGAUGCUUGGACUCUUCAACAUGGGCUCCGCGGCCCUAACCGAGCUUGUGUUUCUGCGAGACUUCCUCUCCUCCCCAGAUACGAAUCCUUCCGCCAAAUUCAUUGUAUACCGGCAUGGGUCAGCCAGGCUCACAGGCCCAUACACGCUCUGUUCCGAUGAUCCUGUCGCGGAGCUCACGAUUGCGGAACGGGGUGCUGAAAUUUUGACAGCGCAUGUUGUGCGCAAGGUUGGCGGCUCUGGUCUGGCCAUCCUGGGUCUGCUUGGGAAGAUGUCUGGCGCGGCAGCGAUAAUCGCAACCGAGUAUCACGAGCAGCCGUCUUCUUCGACGCUCCAGCUUCGGGUGUCUCUCAAAGCGCUAGGAAUCCUUGGUAUUUAUACCUCGUGUCCUAGCUUCGAGCCCAGCUCGGUCGGGGUCGUCGCCCGAGGGUCAGAGGCCCAGGACCUCGGCAGGCACCUCGAAUUCGCGGACCAGAUACUCAGACUUGAUUUAGUAGGCAUAUGGGAAAGCUUCAACAAGCUGCCGUGCGGCAAGAAGGAUUCCAAUGUUGAUCUUGUCAUCACAUUUCCGGUCUGAGCUGCACGUCGCCGCCAUGGUCACUUACGGGGCUGUAUUGCUUUUUCUUUCCCUUCUCUCAUUUGAACAGCUCAUAUCUCUGCCUUGUGAAAGCUCCCACAAUGCGUACGCGCUUGGACUCGGUGCCGCGCGGGGUGCAUUUACUAGGCCGCUGAAGGGCGAGCCGACGAUAGGCGUGAGACCAGACAUAUUCCAAAAUACAAACAACCAUUCCCAGUGGGCG